UAACAAAUACGUCAGAGGUUUUGGCAGCCCGUGGGUGAACUAUUUUCUUCAUUGUUGACCUUUCCUAAAUCUUAGGUGUAAUUAUUUCAUCAUUAGAAGUAUUUUGGCAGUACCAUUAUUAUCUAGCAAAUCAUUUAUUUAUCUCGACAAUGGACUCGGAAGAUGACACAAAGGAUGAUGUGGAUUCUGGUAAUGAAUCAAGCGGAGACGAUGUCGACUUUGUCAUGGACGAGACUCACAGUACAAGGGAACGGCAAACGGAACUCGAAGAAUAUCCAUAUGAAGUGUUAUCUACGGAGGAAAUCGUCCAACACAUGGUUGAUUGCAUCAAAGAUGUGAACACAGUAGUUGAGAUUCCAGCUACAACAACUCGUAUCCUCCUUAAUCAUUUUAAAUGGGACAAAGAAAAGCUAAUGGAAAGAUUGUAUGAUGGGGAUCAGGACCAGUUGUUCGCUGAGGCUAGAGUUAUAAACCCGUUUAGAAAACCUGUCAUACAAAGGCCGAAGUUACCUAGACGAAUAUCAACAUCGGGAACAGAAGAAUGUGAGAUAUGUUUUUCAAUACUCCCGACAUCCAUGAUGACAGGCCUGGAGUGCGGUCACAGGUUUUGUACACAAUGUUGGUGUGAAUACUUGACUACUAAAAUUAUGGAAGAGGGUUUAGGACAGACGAUAGCGUGUGCGGCGCACGCGUGCGACAUACUCGUGGACGACGCGACCGUCAUGCGGCUGGUUCGCGACCCGCGCGUCAAACUUAAAUAUCAACACAUCAUCACUAAUAGUUUUGUGGAGUGCAACAGGCUGCUCCGCUGGUGUCCGUCCCCGGACUGCAGCAACGCGAUCAAGGUGGAGGCGUACGUGGAGGCCGCGCCCGUCACGUGUCGCUGCGCGCACACCUUCUGCUUCGCGUGCGGGGAGAACUGGCACGAUCCCGUCCGCUGCUGCUUGCUGAGGAAGUGGAUUAAGAAAUGCGAUGACGACUCUGAGACAUCUAACUGGAUAGCGGCCAAUACGAAGGAGUGUCCGAAGUGUAACGUCACGAUAGAGAAGGACGGCGGCUGCAAUCACAUGGUUUGCAAGAACCAAAACUGUAAGGCUGACUUUUGCUGGGUGUGUCUCGGGCCUUGGGAACCCCACGGCAGCAGCUGGUACAACUGUAAUAGAUACGACGAGGAUGAGGCCAAAGCUGCCCGCGACGCACAGGAGCGCUCGCGUGCAGCGCUGCAGCGCUAUCUAUUUUACUGCAACAGAUACAUGAACCACAUGCAGUCGCUGCGCUUUGAGUCCAAGCUCUAUGCCUCCAUCAAGGAGAAGAUGGAGGAGAUGCAGCAGCACAACAUGAGCUGGAUCGAGGUGCAAUUCUUAAAAAAAGCUGUAGAUAUACUCUGUCAGUGCCGGCAAACGUUGAUGUACACGUACGUGUUCGCGUACUACCUGCGGAAGAACAACCAGUCGGUGAUCUUCGAGGACAAUCAGCGUGACCUGGAGUCCGCUACAGAAACACUCUCGGAGUAUCUCGAGAGAGACAUCACUAGUGAGAACUUGGCUGAUAUUAAACAAAAAGUGCAAGACAAAUACAGAUAUUGCGACAGCCGGCGUAAGGUUUUACUCGAACACGUUCACGAGGGCUACGAAAAGGAUUGCUGGGACUACACAGAGUAAACCUCUUCCUUCUCUGUCCAUCAAACUGUCACAUCUAUCUAACUCUUUCGCACCACUCAUGACUGCACGCUAACCACUGAUAAGCAUAGACAAUACCAAAAAUUGUGACAACUGUACAUAUAAGCCGGGAGCUUAAAAAAGUAUACAAUUUUAAAUAUCACUUUUGCCUCAAAAUUGACAACUGAAAUAAAAAAAUAAAACAAAAAAAAAAUGAUACGAUAAGCUUUAUUUUCGUUAAUUGUCAUAAUUUUUGUUUUGAAUAGUUAUUGAGAUGAAAAAGAGCAGAUCGAUAGAGUUAUAAUUUAGAAAAUAUUAGUUUCGUUGUAUUAGUCGUUGUAAAGAAUCUGCUGAUUUGUAUGGACUUAAUUGUGCUAGUAAUAAUAAUAAUCAUUUGUUUCUUUUUCACAUCUUUGACAAGGCAUUAGCUAUUUUGUGUAUUGAUUACAUUUAUUUUUUCUAUUAGUUUUUGCCAUUAAUAGUAGACGAACGAUCUCAUUCAUAUGUUUAAUAUACAGUUACUGUAUAUAUCAUGUGUUUGGUACUUUGGCAAAUUAAGUUAAUCGUGUAAAUUUUGUGUAAUGUUGGUCUAGGACCAACUGAGUUUAAUUUUCAUAUGUAUUGAAAUUUUAAACUUGUUUUUUUUUUUUGUAAAAUAUGUGCUAAAAUAGGAACAAUCAAAACAUACGUUGACGUAUGAGGGGAUUUUUUUUUCAGAUUUUGGAAUUAUUUCUUCCUGUGUUACUUGAUUUGAACGAGGUUUAUGACAUGUGAAACUUAGGAAUUUGUAAUUUGACUAAUCUGUCCAAAAUAUUAAUUGUAUUAAAUUAUCGAGUUCCGAAUAGACGAAGUCAAAAUCAACAAAUAGUAAACAAUAUUUGUAUUAAAAUUGUUGAACAAUGUUUGAUAUUACUUGACAUUUGUAUGAGAGAUGCCGUCUAUUUAAAUUUUAUUUAGCGUGUAACAAGGACAGCAAAUUCAUUUGAUUUAUACAAUCUUUUAAAAUGAUAUACGGUAAGAAAUUGUUAGGUAGCAAAUUUUAUUCUUGCAAGAUUCUUAUUUUAGUAAAUGUUAAGGCUCGGAUCUCCCUUAUAGUUUAUAUCGGAUACAACAGUGUGGCUGACAGAUUUUUUUUUUUUAACCCUUAUGUUGAAAUAAAAUAUGUAAAAAAAAGCAUACGAAUCGAUUAUUUUGAUAUGACCAGUUAGACCAUGAUAUUACCAGUUUCUGAAAAAAUAGGUUAAUUAAAUACUAAAUCACAUGUUUAAUAUGACUUCAGAAACUGGAGGUUAAAAUCGAUUCAAAUACUUUACCCAAAUGUUUAUACCCUUUUAUUAUUAUUAUAUACACAAUAUUUAAACUCAUUGUUUUUAAUUCAUUAUUCCGUAAUAAUCGCAGAAAUUUCUUCUGAUUUAGAAAAUUAUAGAUUGAAUGUUUUUCUAGUAAAAAAAUAUAUUUAGUUCAAUUUCCAUUGGUCAGUAAUACUGUUGUAAUCGUAAUAGUUUAGUAUUCAUUAUAAUUUUGACUUGUUUACUUUAAUUAUUAAUCAUUAUAACCUGGUCUUGUCCAACGAUACGAUACGUUUUCAUUUUUGAGUUUACUUUUGGGAUAUUUUUAACGUGUGCGACGCGUGUUAAAUGGAAAAAGUUGUAAAAUAAUUUUACAUACUGUAAUACAAUCUAGUGUGGUGUGCUGUAACAAAUAACUUGCGCUAAUUGAGUAUUUUAUUUAUAUAUUUUUUAUAUUUUAUUAAUAUUAAAACCGUAUCAUCUAAAGAUUUCAUGUUUCGAACAUUAUUUUCUAGUCGAUCAGUAACAGUUGCGUUAUCGUUAUAAAAUUAUAUUUUUCACUUGUCAUAUUCGUUAAAAUUAUCGUACAUGUUCGCUAAUUUGAGACAAUAAUUAACGGUCUGAGCGCUAUCCGAUAUAUAGCGUUUGUCGUCUAAUACAUUAAUCACUGUGUAAGCAAUUUCCGAUGUAUGUAUAGUAUACAUUUAUUGUAACUGUGUUGUUCGAAAAUAAAUUAACAAUUUUAAUAUAAUUUAACUAAUUAAAAUAAUCAUUAAAUUUAACAAUAUUUUCAAAGUAGCUGAAGUUACUUUAAUUUUGAGUUUUGGAAUUAAGGCUGACUCGUGUUCAACUAAAUUAACUUUAAUAAAGUUAAGUUCUUUUAUUUUUUGUUUUCCAUUAUGAUACACUUCCAACAACAAUGAAAUUAAAAAUAGAAUUGAUAAAUAGUUAGCGAUGAGAUGGAAUAGUCUUCAAUAAAGUUCGACUAUCGCAACAAGCUGUUACAAUUCAGAGGGGCACAGUUACAAUGUUCGCGCUUUUUCCGAUUUUAUGUAUUUUUCUGACCUCAUUCACUGUUGUUUUAAUGAUACGCUACUACUUAUUAACGACGUUUGCUUAAUUAUUAUUUUUUUCGUUAAUAAAAACUAAAUUUUUAAAUCAAAUAGUGGACGAUAUCAUUAAUAAAUAUUUACUAUCGGUUAAGAGAAAACGAAAAAAUAUUUUUACCAAAUAUCCUAUUUUUUUUAUUAGAAUACUGUUUUUCUACUAAACAUUAAGCUAGUUCAAGAUAUAGUGUGUUUUUAUUCUGUGAUCAAGUUUUUUUGAUGCCUCGAAGGCUGAUAUACUUUUAAUUGAUUGAAUAAAAUUUCCGUCGUGGAACCAACACGCUGGCAUUGUAUUAUUACUUUGAGUGUUUUAUGAUUGAUUAGAUAAAUUCAUGUUUAAUUAUAAAGCUCGAAAGUUGUUAGACAAAUUCCAAAAGUAUUUUUUAUUUAAAAAUCGCUCCUAUCAAAUUUGACGCGUAAACAAUUAUGGAAGUUUCGAAACGCCGAACUCUGCUUGAUUUGUAUAAUAAUUGUAGCACUACAUAUCUGUCAUUGGAUUGUAUAUUCAUAGUCGGUACGGAUUGUGAAUUAAUCGUUUGCACUGCCAGUAAGCGUGGUAACUUGAAAUAACUCGAAGCUUGGUGUGUGUUCACAUAGUGAACUCGGUAUUAUCGUAGAAGCGUCCUCCCUCACGCCGUCACUUCUUUCGUAAUAAGUACUUUCACGGUGCGCUCGGAGGACGUUCGCACACAAAUUGUACAUAUAUAGAUGCUGUAUAAAUAUUUAUAUUGAUAACGUAUUCGCAAUUCUUGUGUAUUGACGGGCAUCUUGUAUGUGUGUCUUGGCAAGGACACAUUUGUCUUAAAUGUAAGACGGAAAUAAAAAUAGUAACAUCGAA
Molecule: messenger RNA, 4891 nt
Organism: Nymphalis io (European peacock)
Lineage: Eukaryota; Metazoa; Arthropoda; Insecta; Lepidoptera; Nymphalidae
Gene: ari-1
Product: E3 ubiquitin-protein ligase ariadne-1
Exons: 10
Coding region: 150-1661 (503 amino acids)
Biological process (GO): ubiquitin-dependent protein catabolic process; protein polyubiquitination; positive regulation of proteasomal ubiquitin-dependent protein catabolic process
Cellular component (GO): ubiquitin ligase complex; nucleus; cytoplasm
Molecular function (GO): ubiquitin conjugating enzyme binding; zinc ion binding; ubiquitin protein ligase activity
Source: RefSeq, a predicted model, not a curated record